Pantherophis guttatus is the source of this 5294-nucleotide messenger RNA. The record is from RefSeq and is a predicted model, not a curated record. NCBI's taxonomy places the organism in Eukaryota, Metazoa, Chordata, Lepidosauria, Squamata, Colubridae.
CAUAUAUCUCCACAAGGUUUAGAGCAAUACAACAUUAAACCCGAUAUAUAGAAAAUGGCAACAUUCAAAGUCUCCACAUUUAAAAAUGUACUUGCCCUGCAAGUACAGGACACUUCUAGAAGGGUUAGUGGCAAUUUGAUGGUCUGGGAAUCCCAAAAAGGUGAUUCUUGUUUUUCUUCAAUUUAUAAGUUAACCAGGCCUCUUGGCCUUACCAAUUAUGUUAGUGCCUGUGGCCAUUCAUGCGCAAAACUGGUUAUGUUUCUCCUUGGAAGGAGUUAAACUGGAGACGUUCACUGCAGAAUUAGUGGCAUCUAAAUUUAAUACAUGUCAUUCCAUGUCAAGUGGUCUGAUUUCAGUAAACUGCCCUGCUCAACCUGGCAGUUCCAGUUCCAUUGCAAUUCCAGGAGUCCGUGGGUCAUUAAUUGAGGACCUCAUGUGAUUUUGAUGUGGGAAGAAGUAGGAGUCCCAGGCAUGGUAUGGGCAAGUGGGUGGUCUCCAGGCCUGCUCCUUUCUGGGCCUAGGAGAGGAAUUGAGCGCCAACUGCUAAAGCUCAAGACUCCUUAGAUCCGCUUUCAACAAACUAGCACCUUCCAAAUGUUUUUCACAAGCUGCCUGGGUAACCACAAGACUUAUCAGCUAUUACGAUGCAGCACCUGGCUAAUCUUGUGAAGGUAAGUAGGGUGAAGCUUCCCUCUUCAAGCUUCCCUCGGUUGUAAAGGUUGUUUUGGAAAGUUACCAUCAGGUGCAUGGUGAGUUUAAGACAGGUCCGGUGGAGAAGCUGGGAGCAAGUAGGGCAGUUUUAUUCUCUCCACACUGUAAAAACUAUUCCUGUGUUCUGUGGGAGUCAAAUUCGACUUGAUGGCACAGAAGGAAGCACAGAAUUAAUGUAAGCAUUUUGCAAACGCUUUAGAGUGGAAAUAGAAGGAGCGUGUUUUUCAGCCUUAUGACACUAGAUGGCGCUCUACCAACCAGCGACACUCGUGCCUAGAAAGCAGUGAAUACAGUACAGUAGUGGCAUUGCUGCUCUACUGGGGAGCUGAACGAGUUGAAAUGAUAGAGAAUUGUACUGCUAGAGAGGAUGUAAAGAAGAGAAGGACAGAAGAACUUCCUCUUCCGGUUCACUCACGGGAGGUUGAUGGCGUCGACGGAGCCUCUUGUGCUGUUUGAAAGGUGGAAGCGGCUCCUGGGAGACAAAGAGGAUGCCAAGAAGAGCACUCUGGACAACCGACAAUGAUUAAAAUGCAUUAAAUGCAUUACAAUGUAAAACAAACCUGUCAAAGAAAUCAAUCAAUAUCUUCCACUUCCAGAAAGUGUAAAAACUUCUUCCUCAGCUGAUGAGACAAAGGAGAAAAUUAUGAGCUGAACCAUCCGGUGAAAAGCCGUACAGAUGUUUGGAUUGCAGCAGAAGCAUUACUCAGAACAGGUCUCUCGUGAUUUGUGGAAGGACCCAUACUGAAGAGAAACUCUACUAGUGCUCCCAUUGUGACACACGUUUUAGCAUGCACACCAAUCUGGCGAUACAAAAGAGGACUCACACAGGAGAGAAAUUAUAUGAGUGUCCAGCUUGUGGGAAAAGUUUCAGUCAGAAUUCCCACCUGGUGGAACACCAGAUGACUCACACAGGAGAGAAGCCAUAUGAGUGCCUGCAUUGUGGGAAAAGUUUUAGUCGGAAUUCCUUCCUGGUGGAACACCAGAGGACUCACACAGGAGAGAAACCAUAUGAGUGCCCAGAUUGUGAGAAAAGGUUCAGUCAGAAUUCCCACCUCGUGAGACACCGAAGGACUCACACAGGAGAAAAACCAUAUGAGUGUCCUGAAUGUGGAAAAAAGUUCAGUCGGAAUUUUGGCUUUGUGAUACAUUGGAGGACUCACACUGGGGAGAAACCAUAUGAGUGUCCAGAUUGUGGGAAAGAUUUCAGUGUCAGAUCGAACCUUAUAAAUCAUGUAAGAUUACACACAGGAGAGAAACCAUUCAAAUGCCCAGAUUGUAGGAAGUGUUUCACACAAAAUUCUUCUCUUACCGCACACAAGAAAUUCCAUAUGAAGCAAAAUUUGAUGUCUGAAGACAAAUCUGAAAGGGCACAAGUGGCGCACCAGAUGAAUCUCUGCAAACCCCUCCCCCAGCCAUCUUCUCAAGCAGGAGCUAUGAGUCCAAGAAGAGCCCCAGGUUGUGCACUAGCUCAGUUGACAAGGGAUCACAUGAGUCCAGGACAAACAACACCUUUAUCAGCUUUUAUGAUGCAGCACCUGGCUAAUCUUGUGAAGAUAAAACACAGAUUGCAGAUCACAGCUGAUUAUACAGAAAUAGAUCCAUCCCUCGAAAACCCAUACAAAUGUUUGGAGUGUGGGAAAAGCUUUACUCAGAAUAGGACUCCCAUAAUGCAGGAGGAGCAGCUCCACCAGUGUUCUCAAUGUGGCAAAAUAUUUAGCAGGCACACCAGUCUGGUGACACACAAGAGGACUCACACUGCACAGAAACGCUUUGAAUGUCUUGAUUGUCUGAAAAGCUUCACUCGGAAUUCUGACCUAGUGAGGCACCAGAGAACUCACACGGGAGAGAAACCAUAUGUGUGUUUGUAUUGCGGAAAAAGUUUCAGUCAGAAUUCCAACUUGGUGGUACACCAGAGAACUCACAUGGGAGAGAAACCGCAUCAGUCUUCAGAUUGUGGAAAGGACUUCAAUUGCAAUUCUGAUCCGGUGAUACACCAAAGGAUUCACACGGGUGAAAAGACAUAUGAGUGUUUGCAGUGUGGGAAAAGUUUCAAUCAAAAUUCCAAUCUUGUGCGACAUCAGAGGAUUCACACAGGAGAGAAACCAUUUAAGUGUCAAGAUUGUGGGAAAGGUUUCGGUUGGAAUUCUUUUCUCAUGGAACAUCAGAGGACUCACACAGGAGAGAAACCAUAUGAGUGUCCUGAUUGUGGGAAAGUUUUCUCUCGGAAAUCUAGCCUGGUGAAACAUCAGAAAUCUCACAUGGGCGAGAAACCAUAUGAGUGUCUGUUUUGUGGGAAAGGUUUCAUUUGGAAUUCUCUGCUGGUGGAACAUCAGAGGACUCACACAGGAGAGAAACCAUUUGAGUGUCCAGAUUGUGAGAAAAGUUUCGCUCGGAAAUCUGAGAUGGUGACACACAAGAGGACACACACGGAAGAGAAACCGUAUGAGUGUUCAGAUUGUGGAAAAUGUUUCAAAUGUAAUUCUGAUCUGGUGAUACACCAAAGGAUUCACAGAGGUGAAAAACCGUAUGAGUGUCUGCAGUGUGGGAAAAGUUUCGUUCAAAAUGCCCUCCUUGUACGACAUCAGAGGACUCACACAGGUGAGAAACCGUAUAAGUGUUCAGACUGUGGGAAAGGUUUUAGUUGCAAUUCUGACCUGGUGAAACAUCAAAGGACUCACACUCAAGAGAAACCAUAUAAAUGUCAUUGUGGGAAAAGUUUCAGUCAGAAUUCCAGUCUGGUGAUGCAUCAGAAAACUCACACAGGAGAAAAACCAUAUCUGUGUCCAAAUUGUGGGACAAGGUUCAAUCGGAACGCUGACUUGGUGAAACACUGGAGAACUCACACAGGAGAAAAAACGUAUGAAUGUCCAGAUUGUGGGAAAGAUUUCAGUACUACCUCUAGCCUUAUAAAUCAUGUAAUGUUACACAUAGGGGAGAAAGAUUUACUUGGAAUUCUGACCUGGUUAUACACCAGACAGAAACCAUAUGAGUGCCCGUAUUGUGACAAAAUGUUUAAUCAGAAUUCUGCAGUGGGGAUACACAAGAGAUCUCAUACAGAAGAAAAAUCAUAUGCGUGUCUAGAUUGUGGGGAAAAAUUCAGUCAGAAUUCGAAGCUGGUGAAACAUCAGAGGACUCACACAGGAGAGAAACCAUAUGAAUGUCUCUAUUGUGGGAAAAGUUUCAGUCAGAAUUGGAACCUGUUGGUACACCAGAGGAUUCACACAGGAGAAAAACCAUUUGAGUGUUUGGAUUGUGGGAAAAGUUUCAAUCACAAAUCCCACCUGGUGAAACACCAGACGACACACACAGGAGAGAAAUUCUUUUGUUCAGAUUGUGGGAAAGGUUUUAGUUGCAAUUCCGACCUGAUGGUACACCAGAGGACUCACACAGGAGAAAAACCGUAUGAGUGCCCGGAUUGUGGGAAAAGUUUCAGUCGGAAUUUCCACCUUGUGGAACACCAAAGGACUCACACAGGAGAGAAACCAUAUAAAUGCCCAGAUUGUGGGAAAAGUUUCAAGCGUAAUUGCAAGCUGGUGAUACACCAGAGGACUCACACCGGAGAAAAACCAUACAAGUGUCAGAAUUGUGGGAAGAGUUUCAACCAAAAUGCAAAGCUGGUGAUACACCAGAGGACUCAUACCGGAGAAAAACCAUUUGAGUGUCUGGAUUGUGGGAAAAGUUUCAGUGAGAAUUAUUACCUGAUGAUUCACCAACGGAAUCACACGGGACAGAAACCACACAAGUGUCCAGAUUGUGGGAAAAGUUUCAAUUGGAAUUCCGAACUUGUGGUGCACCAGAGAAUUCACACAGGAGAGAAACCAUAUAAGUGUCCUGAUUGCGGGAAAGGUUUCUAUCGAAACUCUGACUUGGUGACACACGAGAGGACACAUACAGGAGAAAAACCAUUUGAAUGUCCAGAUUGCAGAAAAAGGUUCAGUCACAGUUCCAGCCUAGUGAUACACAAGAGGACACAUACAGGAGAAAAACCGUAUGAGUGUCCAGAUUGCGGAAAAGAUUUCAGUUGUAGGUCUAGCCUUAUAAAUCAUGUAAGGUUACACAUAGGGGAGUAACCAUUCAAAUGCCCAGAUUGUGGACAGUGUUUUGCACAAAAUUCCUCCCUUAUCACAGAAGAAAUUCCACAUGAGUAUAAAUUUGAUCUGUUUAGAGGAAUCUUGAAUUAUGUUUCUUGUCUCAUACCGAAAGUCCAGCUGAGAAAUGGAUAAUUUCAUUUCUUGUGCGAUUCUUUUUAGUUAAGUAUAUCUUAUUAUUAAACAAAAGGGAGGAGAUCUGAGCUUCCUUAGUUUGGUGCAAUGCGGUCCUGCAGGUUCUUUCCUGGUGUCUCAAAGCCUGGUAGGCUGGUGGCAGUUCGAUAUGCCUGUUGAUGGAAUUGUUAUUGGAGAAUCAGGCUUCUUUUAGUAGGCGUCCUCCUUUAGUCCUAUCAUGGGCAGUAAUAAUAAAUGUAUGUAUGUAUUUUUACUUAGCAUGUAUAUGGCAGCCAAACGUAUGAUGACUCCACAUGGUUAAAAGUAAUAAAACCUUAAUACAGAAACUAAUCAACCCCAUCUAUAUAGCAAAUGACAAAA